AUGUUGUUGUUGUGUAUCUCCAGGAGGCUGGAGCUUACUAGUGUCAUAAUGUUGUUGUUGUGUAUCUCCAGGAGGCUGGAGCUUACUAGUGUCAUAAUGUUGUUGCUGUGUAUCUCCAGGAGGCUGGAGCGACAGGAGCAUGCCCCCAGACAGCCGCUAUGUGACCCUGACCGGCACCAUCACCAGGGGGAAGAAGAAGGGUCAGCUGGUGGACAUCCACGUUACUCUAACAGAGAGAGAACUCCGGGACAUGACCCUCUCUAAAGAACGUCUGGACGCUGAGUGUGAGGGGGGCCAGGGCUCCAAGCGUACCUUUGGCUUGGGGUUCUGCCAGGGCCCCCAUGUGAUCCUCUGGAGCCUAUCGUGUGCCCCCGUAGUCUUCCUCCUCGCCUUCAUCACGUCGUUCUACUAUGGAACGCUCACCUGGUACAACGUGUUCCUGGUCUACAACGAGGAGAGAACAUUCUGGCACAAGAUCACCAUCUGCCCCUUCCUCAUCAUCUUCUACCCCAUGCUGAUCAUGCCCAUGGCCCUGGCCCUGGCGCUGUACUGCGCCCUGGCGCAGGUCUCCUGGGCCUUUAGUGAGUGGUGGCUGUCUGUCCGGGACCUGGAGAAGGGGUUCUGUGGCUGGGCCUGUGGGAAGCUGGGGAUGGAGGACUGUUCUCCAUAUAGUAUCGUGGAGCUGCUGGACUCUGACAACUUCUCAGGGAGCAUGCAGGGGAAUAACAAGGCCCCCAGCGAAGAGGCACAGACUUCCUCUGUGUGAGACUGGGUUGUAUUCACUGGGAAGCAAACAGCGAUGGACUACCUGAACUUAUCCAUUAACAAACACUUUAGUUUGACUUUGCACAACAUCUUGCAAUGGUGUACACACUAAUGAGUAUGACCCUGGACUGGCAUCAUGGACACACACAAACUGGCAAGGUUGUCAUACUUCCACAUUUUUUAAACCAGCAAAAGCUGGUUAUUGGUUUAACUUCCACUUCUUACUAAUUUAUCUAACCUCGCAUUCUGACUGGUUGUUAUUGAAGUGAGCUCUGAGUUUACUGUUCCAAUCACUAUGUUGUUAUGUUUUUAAAUGUUCUUAUUUAUUUGAAUAUGUCAACCACUAGCUAGUUUAGUUCUAAGUGUUGUAAAUUGAUGUUUUGUACCAUAGCGUAGGACGGGUGCUGUUAAAAAGAUGUUUAAAUUAAAUAUACUGUAAUGACCGCAGGCAUGUAACAUGAGGGUCGCUACAAUGCUGCCUGAAGUUGACCGCACAGAGGAUCAAACACAAGACAUAUCUAUCUAACAUAUUGAUAGAUUUCCGUUGGAUAAAUGUUGCACUGAAAUCUUCGAUAGGACAGGCAGGAAGUUACCUUUAUAUCUAAUGUGCUGUACCCGCAUGAAGUAAUACUUUACAUUUCUCUCUUUCGGGUUGAAGAGAUUACAUUUUAAACUGUGGCGAGGUUGAAGGAACACUGGGGCCAGUCAUUCAGCAGACAAGAAUGUAGAAUUAAGAUUUGAAGGAUCUGAAAGGAUUUUGGUCAGUACCUCUGUUCUCUAUAUAAAGGUUCAUCUGUGUGUGUUGUUCAAUCACUCUUCACAUCAUGUUUGUUGCUCACCGUGAGAGGAAAUUUAUGGAAAUAAAACCUGAAUGAUUUUCACAGUUCAACAGUGGGGUAAUUUUGUCAUGCUCGUUUUAAAGUUCUAUCUCUAUGAUUAUUAGGUACACUACAUUACCAAAAGU
This is a messenger RNA of Coregonus sp. 'balchen', 1729 nucleotides long. Lineage: Eukaryota; Metazoa; Chordata; Actinopteri; Salmoniformes; Salmonidae. The record is from the annotation of a GenBank genome assembly.